Talpa occidentalis (Iberian mole) is the source of this 4761-nucleotide messenger RNA. It is a transcript of the gene PAN2, whose product is annotated as poly(A) specific ribonuclease subunit PAN2. The transcript has 26 exons. Bases 554 to 4162 code for a protein of 1202 amino acids. Gene Ontology annotation, cellular component: PAN complex; P-body. The record is from RefSeq and is a predicted model, not a curated record. Gene Ontology annotation, biological process: mRNA processing; nuclear-transcribed mRNA poly(A) tail shortening. Gene Ontology annotation, molecular function: poly(A)-specific ribonuclease activity; protein binding; nucleic acid binding. NCBI's taxonomy places the organism in Eukaryota, Metazoa, Chordata, Mammalia, Eulipotyphla, Talpidae.
UUUCCAUCACCUUUCCCUACCCCGCCCCAAUUUAUGGGUAUCUGGCCAUUCUUAUUUUCCCCCGGAGAAUCCUGGAUAACUUUGCAGAGGAUUCUGGGACGCUGCUCUUGUGCUCACUUCCCAACCCCCACCCCUUAAUUCUGGGAGACAAGCACCUUGGCCUCCUCUGCUCAACUCCUACACCACAGUUUCUGCUCUUUCCACUGGUGGCCGGGGAGUGGCGGGGGCGGGGGUGAACCAGACACGUGAGCAGAGCUGGACGAGGUGACCAGGAAGUCAUGGAUUAGGUUAGAUAGUGGGGUGGUGGUGAGUACGAUGGCCCAGUGGAGAAAAGGAGAGGAGAGCCUUUCUUCCGCCUCUGCCCCACUGCCCAUCCCCUUCCUACCUGUUUUAUCCCCUGCUUGGCAUUUUCACGUCUUUUGCCUUCCUAUCCAGGCCAGGAUGUCCUUUCUUGCCUUCACUGGUGCUGUCCUGCUGAAGGUCGGGGCAGGCUUCUAAAGGGGCUGUGGCAAGGAAGGGCGAGUCUCAGGUUUAAUCUGCCAUCAUCAUCAUCAUGAACUUCGAGGGUCUGGACCCUGGACUAGCAGAGUAUGCCCCGGCCAUGCAUUCUGCCCUGGACCCUGUCCUGGAUCCCCACCUGAACCCAAGUCUGCUACAGAAUGUGGAGCUGGACCCGGAGGGCGUGGCUUUGGAGGCUCUGCCCGUCCAGGAAUCAGUGCACAUAAUGGAAGGUGUCUACUCUGAAUUGCACAGUGUGGUGGCUGAAGUGGGCGUGCCUGUCUCCGUCUCCCACUUUGACUUGCACGAGGAGAUGCUGUGGGUGGGAAGCCAUGGGGGCCAUGCCACAUCAUUCUUUGGCCCAGCGUUGGAGCGCUACUCAUCCUUUCAAGUCAACGGCAGUGAUGAUAUUCGGCAGAUCCAGAGCCUGGAGAAUGGUAUCCUUUUUCUCACGAAGAGCAACCUCAAGUAUAUGGCUCGUGGGGGCCUCAUUAUCUUUGAUUACCUGCUGGAUGAGAGUGAGGACAUGCACAGUCUCCUGCUGACGGACAGCAGCACUCUGCUUGUUGGUGGGCUGCAGAGCCACAUAUUGGAGAUUGACCUUAACACUGUCCAGGAGACUCAGAAGUAUGCAGUCGAGACACCUGGAGUCACCAUCAUGAGACAGACAAAUCGCUUCUUCUUUUGUGGCCACACAUCUGGCAAGAUAUCCCUGCGAGACCUCCGUUCUUUUAAAGUGGAGCAUGAGUUCGAUGCUUUCUCCGGGAGUUUGUCAGAUUUUGAUGUACAUGGCAACCUGUUGGCUGCCUGUGGCUUCUCCAGCCGCCUCACGGGCCUGGCCUGUGACCGUUUCCUCAAGGUGUAUGACCUGCGCAUGAUGCGUGCUAUCACACCGCUGCAGGUCCACGUGGACCCUGCCUUCCUGCGCUUCAUCCCUACGUACACAUCUCGCCUGGCUAUCAUCUCCCAGUCUGGACAGUGCCAAUUCUGUGAGCCCACGGGCCUGGCCAACCCAGCAGACAUCUUCCAUGUGAAUCCUGUGGGGCCUCUGCUAAUGACAUUUGAUGUGUCAGCCAGCAAGCAGGCCCUGGCCUUUGGGGACUCUGAGGGCUGUGUCCACCUCUGGACUGAUUCCCCUGAGCCUUCCUUCAACCCCUACUCCCGUGAGACCGAGUUUGCUUUGCCCUGUCUCGUGGACUCACUGCCACCUCUGGACUGGAGCCAGGACCUGCUGCCUCUUUCCCUCAUCCCUGUCCCACUCACCACGGACACGCUUCUCUCGGAUUGGCCUGCUGCCAACUCUGCUCCAGCUCCCAGGCGAGCGCCACCCGUAGAUGCAGAGAUUCUGCGCACCAUGAAAAAAGUGGGCUUCAUUGGCUAUGCGCCCAACCCCCGUACCAGGCUGCGCAAUCAGAUUCCUUACCGACUUAAGGAGUCAGACAGUGAAUUUGACAGCUUCAGCCAGAUCACAGAAUCACCAAUAGGACGGGAAGAGGAGCCCCAUCUCCACAUGGUCUCUAAGAAAUAUCGAAAGGUGACCAUCAAAUACUCCAAGCUAGGGCUGGAAGACUUUGACUUCAAACACUACAAUAAGACCCUGUUUGCUGGAUUAGAGCCCCACAUUCCCAACGCCUACUGUAAUUGCAUGAUCCAGGUGCUCUAUUUCCUUGAGCCUGUUCGCUGUCUGAUUCAGAACCAUCUUUGCCAGAAGGAGUUCUGUCUGGCAUGUGAGCUGGGGUUCCUUUUCCACAUGUUGGACCUCUCUCGAGGUGAUCCUUGUCAGGGCAGUAAUUUUCUUCGGGCAUUCCGUACCAUCCCUGAGGCCUCAGCCCUUGGUCUGAUCCUGGCUGACUCAGAUGAAGCUUCAGGCAAGGGCAAUCUGGCCAGGCUUAUUCAGAGGUGGAAUCGUUUUAUUCUCACUCAGCUGCAUCAGGAUAUGCAGGAACUGGAAGUACCCCAGGCUUACAGAGGUGCUGGAGGCAGCAGCUUUUGCUCAUCGGGGGACUCUGUCAUUGGACAGCUGUUCAGCUGUGAGAUGGAGAACUGCAGCCUCUGCCGCUGUGGCAGCGAGACUGUGCGAGCCUCAUCCACCCUACUCUUCACGCUCUCCUACCCCGAGGGUAGCAACAGUGAUAAAACCGGGAAGAACUGUGACUUUGCUCAGGUGCUAAAGAGAAGUAUCUGCCUGGAGCAGAAUACACAGGCCUGGUGUGACAACUGUGAAAAGUACCAGCCCACGAUUCAGACCCGCAACAUUCGCCAUCUGCCAGAUAUUCUUGUUAUCAAUUGUGAAGUGAAUAGCUUGAAAGAAGCUGAUUUCUGGAGACUGCAAGCUGAGGUUGCCUUCAAGAUGGCAAUAAAAAAACACGGUGGGGAAAUCUCUAAGAACAAGGAAUUUCCCUUGACUGAUUGGAAGGAACUCGGGAAUCCGGAGGGCAUGCUGAUGUGUCCCUCCAUUGAGGAAUUGAAGAAUGUCUGGCUGCCUUUCUCCAUUCGCAUGAAGAUGACCAAGAACAAAGGGCUGGAUGUUUGCAAUUGGACUGAUGGGGAUGAGAUUCAGUGGGGCCCAGCCAGGGCAGAGGAGGAGCAUGGUGUCUAUGUGUAUGACCUGAUGGCUACUGUGGUACACAUCCUGGACUCACGCACAGGGGGCAGCCUGGUGGCUCACAUCAAAGUCGGAGAGACCUACCACCAGCGCAAGGAGGGUGUUACCCACCAGCAGUGGUAUCUCUUCAAUGACUUUCUUAUCGAACCUAUUGAUAAGCAUGAAGCUGUGCAAUUCGACAUGAAUUGGAAAGUGCCUGCUAUCCUUUAUUACGUCAAAAGGAAUCUUAAUUCCAAAUACAGCCUGAACAUCAAGAACCCUAUUGAGGCAAGUGUGCUGCUGGCUGAAGCCUCACUAGCGCGGAAGCAAAGGAAAACACAUACUACCUUUAUUCCACUGAUGCUCAAUGAGAUGCCACAGGUUGGGGACCUGGUGGGCCUGGAUGCUGAGUUUGUCACCCUGAAUGAGGAGGAAGCAGAGCUGCGCAGUGAUGGCACAAAGUCUACCAUCAAACCAAGCCAGAUGUCGGUAGCGAGAAUAACUUGCGUUCGAGGCCAGGGGCCCAACGAGGGUAUCCCCUUCAUCGAUGACUACAUCUCUACCCAGGAGCAGGUGGUUGAUUACCUGACUCAGUACUCAGGCAUAAAGCCGGGAGACCUUGAUGCCAAGAUUUCCUCUAAGCACCUCACGACUCUCAAGUCUACCUACUUAAAGCUUCGUUUUCUCAUAGACAUUGGAGUCAAGUUUGUGGGUCAUGGCCUGCAGAAGGACUUCAGAGUCAUCAACCUCAUGGUGCCCAAGGACCAAGUCCUUGACACUGUCUACCUGUUUCACAUGCCCCGAAAACGAAUGAUUUCCCUGCGAUUCCUUGCUUGGUACUUUCUGGAUCUGAAGAUUCAGGGAGAGACCCAUGACAGUAUAGAGGAUGCCCGCACAGCCCUUCAGCUCUACCGAAAAUAUCUGGAGCUAAGCAAGAAUGGCACUGAACUUGAGUCUUUCCACAAAGUACUCAAGGGUCUAUAUGAGAAGGGUCGGAAGAUGGACUGGAAGGUGCCUGAGCCUGAGGGCCAAACAAGUCCCAAGAAUGCAGCUGUCUUCUCCCCAGUGCUGGCACUCUGAGUUCACCCUCUCCUGACGAACUAGUCACUCUCCCUCAUUGUUCUGUGGCCCAAGAACUGGGAGAUGACUUUUCAAGUUGGCUAUACCCUGCCCACUUCCAGAAUUAGACCACUCAGGGUCUGCAGAUGGUGCUAUUCAUAGAACUGGAAACGCAGCAGAGCUGUUGCAAAGGGUCUAGAAGCCUUUUUCAUUCUUCAAAGGGUGGUGUGCCAGAAACAGGCUUGAAUUGACCCAGGUGGAAAAUAAUUGAUAUUCUUAAUAAAUAUGCUAGGUAAUUCAUAUCUAGAAGCUCCUGACUACAGAUUGAAGUCCUGGACUGUGAUAAAGACAAGAGUAAUUCAAGAUUUAAUUCAAGCAUGGAGGGUCUUGGUGAUCCCAGCAAACCAGUGUGGCCAACAACACCACUGCCAAAACGACCUUUGGGUCCUGGACAAGAGUGGCUGGCUUCAUUCCCGCAGACAGCUGGGACACAUCUGUCUUCCAUCCACUCGCCUAUCCCAAGUUUUGUUUUCUUAUUUUUUAAACUUUUGUUUUAAACUGCAUGUUUUGUAAAAUAAAAACAAAAAUAGUACGGGCUGUUAUCUCUCUCAUUAGAGACC